Messenger RNA from Tachysurus vachellii, 948 nucleotides. RefSeq names its product olfactory receptor 52E4-like. The record is from RefSeq and is a predicted model, not a curated record. The transcript has a single exon. Gene Ontology annotation, cellular component: membrane. The coding region runs from base 1 to 948 and encodes 315 amino acids. Gene Ontology annotation, biological process: G protein-coupled receptor signaling pathway. Gene Ontology annotation, molecular function: olfactory receptor activity; G protein-coupled receptor activity. NCBI's taxonomy places the organism in Eukaryota, Metazoa, Chordata, Actinopteri, Siluriformes, Bagridae.
AUGGAAGAUUUCUCACCACCAAAUAUUUCAUACACAACCUUUAAGCUAAAUAGCUUUCUGGCCUUGGGAGGAUGGAGACCUAUAUUAUCCAUACCAUAUUUCCUCAUGCUUUUAUUGUCUACUAUAUCAAACUCUAUCAUAAUUUAUUUAGUUGUAUCUCAGAAGAGUUUACACGCUCCAAUGUAUGUUUUAAUAGGUUUUAUGAGUGUUGUAGACUUGUGUUGGCCAAUAAUCUUCGUGCCAAAUUUGUUGCUUAACUUUUUAUUUGACUGGAAUGGAAUUUCUCUUGUGAACUGUUUAAUACAAAUGUUUUGCAUUCAGAUUAUUGGUGGAUUCCAGUCUACUACACUGGUGUGGAUGGCACUAGAUCGGUUCUUUGCAAUAUGCAGACCACUUUAUUAUCACAAAUACAUGGAACUACAUAGCUUUCUGAAGUUUAUUAUUGUGCCACUUACCAGGAAUUUUUUAAUUAUUAUUAUAAUGAUCUGUUAUGCUGGAAAAUUGAAUUUCUGUUCAACAAAUGAGAUAGAUCACUGUUUUUGUGAACAUAUGGGAUUGGUUCAGUUGGCAUGUGGAGAUACAUCUAUCAACAACUUAAUUGGCCUUUUAUCUGCUUUUCUUAUACCAACUGCAGAUUUUCUUUUUAUUACUGCAUCAUAUGUAAUAAUCUUUGCUUCUGUCAUGAAAUCAGGAAAAGCCCACUUGAAGGCAAUCAAUACCUGUAUUACACAUAUUAUUGUCAUGACAGUCAAUUUAGCAUUUGCCUUGAUUGCUUUUAUGUCAUACAGAAUAAGAAAUAAUUUUGAUCCCAAUAUUCGUGUCUUUCUGAGUACUAUGUAUAUACUAUUCCCAAGCUGUUUCAAUCCAAUUAUUUAUGGAAUAAGAAUAACUGAAAUAAGAAAACAGUUUUUAAAAUUGCUGAACAAUCUGAAAGUCUUACCACAGUAA